UUGUUUCAACGGCGCUUGGGAUAUUGCUUUACGGUUUCCCAGCGGCUCGGCCGUGCGCUGACGCAUCGUUCGUACACCGCUGAGGCAGCCGAGGACACAGGUGAUUACGAGACCCUGGAGUUUCUGGGUGAUGCGGUUCUGGGGUUGAUUCUGGGUACCUACCUGUACGAACGUUAUCCCCAUUGCAAUGAGGGCCAACUGUCGCAAAUGCGCUCGCGUCUGGUGAGCGAGAUCAGCUUGGCCGGCUUGGCGCGUCAGAUCGAUCUGGGAGACUUCCUGCUGCUCGGGCGGGGCGAAGAGAGUUCAGGCGGACGCCAGAAGGACUCCUUGCUGGCUGCCGCGCUUGAGGCGGUGCUUGCUGCCUUGUAUCUCGACGCUGGCUUGCAGCGCGCCCAAGAGGCUUUCCUGAGUUGCUUUGCCGAAGCCAUCAAGCGGCGCUUGGCCUCGCCGCAGGGCCAGGAUUACAAAGGGCUCCUCCAGCAAAAGGGGCUCGGAGCUUUCGGCUGCGUGCCGACCUAUCAGACCGUCCGCGAAGAAGGCCCCCCACAUCAAAAAACGUUUCACGUGCGGCUGAGUCUGACACCCGAGUAUGACUGCAUCGGCAUCGGCCCGAGCAAAAAAGCCGCCGGGCAAGACGCGGCUGAGCAGCUUCUCAGGCUGUUGCGCCAGCAUGACAUCUGA
Geodia barretti is the source of this 681-nucleotide messenger RNA. NCBI's taxonomy places the organism in Eukaryota, Metazoa, Porifera, Demospongiae, Tetractinellida, Geodiidae. The record is from the annotation of a GenBank genome assembly.